Knipowitschia caucasica is the source of this 3825-nucleotide messenger RNA. Lineage: Eukaryota; Metazoa; Chordata; Actinopteri; Gobiiformes; Gobiidae. The record is from the annotation of a GenBank genome assembly.
AUGUUCAUCAGAGUUGACCUUCCCCUGGAGCGCAAACCCAGAGCGGUGCGUCCCUCCGGCCGCCUCUGCACCGAGCUCCACCGGCACCUCACCACGACCGGGCAGCGCGGCGGGCGGGGCGACCACGACGCCGCCGCAGCCGAAGCAGCUGCAGACUCCGACGAGGAGGAAGAGGACGAGGACAGCGAGUCCGAGGAGGAGGAAGAGGAGGAAGACGACUCUUCCAGCAGCAGCGAAAUGGACGCAAAGGCCGCGCCGCGAGCCGAGCCCGCCAAGCCGCAGUUCAGCUCCGAGAAAGAGCUCCAGUCGGUGGUUGGCCUCAUCACUUACAUGCACACGUACUGCCUGCCGUCGCGCAAGCAGCACGCCGGCUGGGACCGCCGGGACAGGGACGCUCAGAGGAACCGCCCUCGGCCUCCGUCCUUGGCCCAGAACACAAACUCUCACACCAGGGUCGUCCUCGUGGCUACUGCCCCCGGGAGUUCCUCGGCGGUGGCACACGGUGGCGGUAACCCUGUCCCCGGUGCGCCCAAGCGGAUCCCGUUUGCGCGGCGGCGAGAGGUCAAAGCCAAUUCACUUUUGCGGGAGCUACUGCAGCGAACAAGCUCGUACGACGUGAGCAAGCCUUACAGACUGCACACCCCGCCGUAUGUCUGCUCUUCCAGCCCUGGCAGAGGCACCAACGCACCUUCUGCACAGGCUAAGGCCACGCCCACCGCCUCCAGACACGAGCGCUCCUCCCCGGACAGGAGUAGCUCUUCCACGGAUAACUCUCUGGACACUUUGGCGGAGGACGGUGGAUCUUUCUCUGUGCGAAGGUCUAGACGUUUGGCAUCGUUUCCGAGCCGUUUCGCGAAAAGGCACCGUCCGUCUCGUCCGGUCGCGGUGGAGAAAACGGAUUUGGAGAAGCCCGCGGCAAAGUUGGCACCAGCUCCAGAGACUGUGGAAGCAGAGACGGAGAUGCUAACGCCGACUGACGGUGGAAACGAGGCGUCGGAGCAGCCCAAGCCCUGCUGCCACAACGAGAAGAGAGCUUGCCUUUGUCUGCCGCUGAACCCCAAAUCCACAGGAGAGUCCCAGUACAGCACCAAGCCUUUCGAGGCGGCCCUCAGUGUGGACUUGUGUGGAACUGCAGGCUUGACUCCGCCCACCACGCCGCCGCACAAACCGGUGGAGGAUGAGCUCUUCAAACCCUCGGACGCUAACAAGACGGCGACCGCGGAGGGGGGCGGAGACUCGACAAGCCUUGCCCCCAGCAGCAACAGCAAUCCGCCCGGCAACAAGCCCUCAUCCUGGCUGCGUGGCGCCCCCAACAGGAAGCUCCCGGAACAGACGGAGCUCUACGCACAGCUGCGGCGCAUGGGCCAGGCCGGCGAGGAGACCAGGAGGAGCUUCGGCGACCACGACUACUGCGCGCCGAGUCUGGGCGAGAGUCGCAAACGCAGCGCCGCCAUCUUGGGCGCCGUGCUGCAGGCGUACGGAGGGAAAGAGCAAGUGGCGAACGGCGUGGAGGCUGCAGAUGAGGAGCCGUCUGCGGAGACCAAGCCCCAAGAGGGAGGGGACAUGUGCGGGGACUCUGAGCCCAGAUCGGAGCCUCGGUCUGGGGACGAGCCUCCGUCUGACGUCCCGCCCUCGGCUCCAGAGUGCCAGGGCUCCACUCCCCCCGCCUCCGAAGAGGAGACCGAGCGCUCCCAGUCCCGGUCCCCCUCACCCCCGCUGCACCUCUGCCCAGACUCCCCCGCCAGCAAGACAGACUCCAGGACCGGACCCAUUCCCACAGCAGGACCGGACCCAUUCCCACAGCAGGACCGGACCCAUUCCCACAGCAGGACCGGACCCAUUCCCACAGCAGGACCGGACCCAUUCCCACAGCAGGACCGGACCCAUUCCCACAGCAGGACCGGACCCAUUCCCACAGCAGGACCGGACCCAUUCCCACAGCAGGACCGGACCCAUUCCCACAGCAGAGGACAGCAGGACCGGACCCAUUCCCACAGCCCAUUCCCCAGCAGCGACCCAUUCCCACAGCAGACCAUCCCACAGCAGGACCGACCCAUUCCCACAGCAGGACCGACCCAUUCCCACAGCAGGACCAUCCCCAGCAGGACCCAUUCCCACAGCAGGACCGACCCAUUCCCACAGCAGGACCGACCCAUUCCCACAGCAGGACCGACCCAUUCCCACAGCAGACCGACCCAUUCCCACAGCAGGACCGACCCAUUCCCACAGCAGGACCGACCCAUUCCCACAGCAGGACCGACCCAUUCCACCAGACAGCAGGACCGACCCAUUCCCACAGCAGGACGGACCCAUUCCCACAGCAGGACCGACCCAUUCCCACAGCAGGACCGGACCCAGGACCGACCAUUCCCACAGCAGGACCGGACCCAUUCCCACAGCAGGACCGACCCAUUCCCACAGCAGGACCGACCCAUUCCCACAGCAGGACCGACCCAUUCCACAGCAGACCCAUCCCAGCAGGGACCAUUCCACAGCAGGACCGACCCAUUCCCACAGCAGGACCGACCCAUUCCCACAGCAGGACCGACCCAUUCCCACAGCAGGACCGACCCGACCAUUCCCCAGCAGGACCGCAGGACCGACCCAUUCCCACAGCAGGACCGACCCAUUCCCACAGCAGACCCGGACCCAUUCCCACAGCAGGAGGACCAUUCCCACAGGACCGACCCAUUCCCCACAGACCAGGACAGCAGACCGAUUCCCAUUCUUCCCACAGCAGGACCGGACCCAUUCCACACAGCCUCCCAGGACCGACCCAUUCCCACAGCAGGACCGACCCAUUCCCACAGCAGGACCGACCCAUUCCCACAGCAGGACCGACCCAUUCCCACAGCAGGACCGACCCAUUCCCACAGCAGGACCGACCCAUUCCCCACAGCAGGACCAACCCAUUCCCACAGCAGGACCGACCCAUUCCCACAGCAGGACUGGACCCAUUCCCACAGCAGGACCGACCCAUUCCCACAGCAGGACCGGACCCAUUCCCACAGCAGGACCGACCCAUUACCACAGCAGGACCGACCCAUUCCACAGCAGGACCGACCCAUUCCCACAGCAGGACUGGACCCAUUCCCACAGCAGGACCGACCCAUUCCCACAGCAGGACCGGACCCAUUCCCACAGCAGGACCGGACCCAUUCCCACAGCAGGACCGGACCCAUUCCCACAGCAGGACCGGAUCCGGGAACAGUGCCUCGUUCCGACCCCAGCGCUGAGAACAAGUCCACGGUCUCUGGUCGUAGCUCCAGAGGCGGCGCAGCUCAUUACUCCGCCAUGUGUCAUAACGCCUUCACUGCAGCCAUUAUUCCCGUCUAUAAAAAGACCGCCUCCUCCUCCGCUGUAGCCGUUAGUCUGACAUUUACUUUCACCUUCACGAGCGGCUGCUGCACCAGAGAACAAAUGAGUAACUGUUAUGAGAACUCUGAGGUCUGUGUGGACGAAGCCGAGAGGAAGGAACCCGCGUCCGAGGAGGACAACUGCCAGGUGUUCUACAUCCACAACCUCCCGAGCAGCGUGACCCAGAACAUGCUGCGCAAACGCUUCCAGGUUUUCGGCAAAGCGGAGGACUGCAAAGUCAUCAUCUGCAACGAGGAGCGAUGUGGCGUCAUUAAGAUCUGUCAGAACGGAAACCAGAGGCAUCGGAAAGAGGUGGUCUUCAACGCGGCUCCCACGGCGCUGCGGAGGCUGACCCGGAAACGCUACAUCGACCUCGACGAGGCCGGUCCGGGUCCAGUCAAGAGCAAAUAUGACGCUCUGGAUUUCGACACUCUGCUCAAAGAAGCCCAGAAGUCCCUGCACCGCUGA